AUGUCGACUGCUAUGAACUUCGGGAGCAAAACAUUCAAACCUCGACCUCCAGAAAAAGGCUCUUUCCCAUUAGAUCAUUAUGGUGGGUUGAUCUGUGUCUGUCUCAUUCUGUGAGUGUGAUUUCCUGGGUGUGCUGUCACUGCUAUGAGCUAUUACAAUGUUACUUACUAGGUUAAUAUAUAUAUAUAGUUAAUAUAGAUGGGUAUACCAUACACCCCUGGUUUGGGAGAUCGCUCAGCCAAGUGGUUGGGGGUCAUGGGAGUUGUAGUCCACAGCGAUGAUGAUGUCUGUGCCAGGUCUAGCCUCCAGCUAAAAUGCUCUGUAAACCAAUAAUACAUCUCUUUAAGAUCUAUCUCCAUGCUAUAAGUAAUAUCUGAAUGCUAUUGGGAUCUUAUACAGAAAGAUCCUUUAUAUUAGUGCCAUGAAAUAAUACAGGUUAUGUAUGUAAUUAUCCUGUGGCCCCAGAGUAUCUAAACUUGGUUUUUCAGCUGCAUGAGAAAUUCUCCCUUAACUAAAAAUAAAGUACUUUAACAAAAAAAGAUAUAUUUAUAACACUGAAAUGUUUAAAACAACAAAGCGGUGUAUAAAGUGAGGGGGACAAUGUUAAACCUAAUGCGCUUCAUGUAGAGGUCACAUGGCAGUCUAGGACAUAUUCUAAUAGCACUUUAGAUAAAACAUUGUUCACAUUUGUAUCAAAUGCCUUUUGCAGAAACACUGAAGCAUGCAUGAGGUCAGAGAAAGUAGGAAGGAAGUAACACAAUAACUGCACCCACAUAUUGAGAUCUGGCACAAGGAAGAAAAGAUCAGACAUGGGGUAGAUACAGAGGGCAUAACCAAAAGAGAGAAAAUUAUAGGGCUGCUUUAAAUCCUUCAAGAAGUGUACAUUGGUUCCACUGCUGCAACAAAGAGAGAGCACCUAAAACAAAAAGGGCCACUCAAGCCUGUCAAAUGUCCUCUCUGCAUCCAAAAAGAGAAUCUAAUACCAGAUUAAAUCUGUGCCCCUCCUGCUGUUCUAGUAAUUUACAAAUACCGGUAAUUUUGGCUGUAUUCUUUUUCAGGUGAAUGUAAACCUUUUAAAGAGAAGUUCAUGAGGUGUUUGAGACAGAAUACAUAUCAGAGUGGCCCCUGUCGGGAGGCAUCUAAGGAAUAUUUGGAAUGUAGAAUGGAAAGGUAGGUUGGUACACGUGACCAGGGUCAUUGGACCAAGAAAACUUCUUGCAACUGAGAAGUAGGGCCCCAACAACCCUUUAACAAUGACAAAAGUCUCUUAAGAUGUGAGAAAUCUAAAACUGAUAAAUCGUAUUAAUUUAGUAAUGGAUUAUAGCUUUAAGGACCACUAAAGGCAAAUCGACCACUUUAUGUCAACGAAGUGGUAUGGGUGCAAUGGCCAUUUAGUUUUAACCCUGUAAUCCAGGGGUUCCCAAAAGGAAGCUCCCCAGAUGUUUACAGAACUACAACUUCCAUGAUGCUUUGCAUGUCUUUAGAAUGACAAGGCAUUAUGAAAGUUGUAGUUUUAAAACAUCUGGGGAUGUUCCUUUUGGGCACUCCUGCUGUAAUCUAAACCUUGCCUUUUAGUAGAUAGCGCAAUGUUGUCAUUACAUGGUUAACACACCUCUAACAGCCACUAAAGGGGCUGCCCCCGUAAGAACAGAGUAAGACUGUUCUCUGUCAAAUGCUGAUACCAGAGAGCAUAUGAUAGGCGCAAUGCAGUGGGUUUUUUUUGGGGGGGGGUUUGCCAUGCAUGCGCUCUAGCUCCCACAUGCUUCUCUGUGGGAAAACAUUGGCUUGGCUUAUAUUAAGAUUGAUUGUCAGCCAAGAAGGCAGAACCGAAAAAAAUUACCUACAAUGCGAAUAAAUCAUUAAAAAAAUUAUUGUAAACGGACACCUCCGUAGUUAGGACACUAUAACGUUAGGAAUACGUUUGGGAAGUCCUAAUACUAAAGGAACGCUCCAAGCAACAUAACCUGGGCCGGUGCAACCAUUAGGCAAACUAGGCAUUUGCCUAAAGCGCCGUCCUGCUAGGGGUGCCCAGCAGGAUAUUUGAGUGCAGAUUUUAAUAGAAAUUAUUAUUUUUAUUUUUUUUAUAUGAAAAUGAACCUCGUUACAAACUCUGGUUUUCUAGCAGAAAACAGGUUCUGUUACUUCCUGGUUUGUUUAGCUCAGUUGAACUAAAUCCAAGAGGCAAGAUUGCCUAGAGCACCUGCCUUACAAAGACUUCUCAUUGAACUGCAUUGGGAAUUCUAUAAUUUGACAGCCACAAAAAGUCUGAGCUGGGGGAGGGGGAGGGCUUGCAAAGGCUUCAGACAAGAAAUCUGUAAAUUUUGUUAUGUUUUUAGAUGUGAGAUCGGUAGGGAUAUUUUUCACUUCAUCCAGUAGUUGAGAGGCAAGUAGUGCUGAGAUACCAGGUGGCUAGAUUAGUUACUGGGGGUUCCUUGGUGGUACAAAGCAAGGAUGGACACUGCAGCAGUGGGGCCAGAUCUGGAUCCCAAGCUCUGACCAGUCACCACUGUUUCCUCUGCAUGUAUAAUACAUAAUUCACCUUCUGGUGAAAUUAGUGUGGACUGAGAGUUGUACUUAUUCUAAAAUGAGAUAUUACUUCUCUGAUUUUUUUAAACUGUGGAUAUGAUAGUGGGUAGAGAUUAGCAUUAGAUUAGGCCAUUGUGACAGCACAAACAAACCGCCUUUCCCUCUAGACAAGUCAUGCCAUAAUGCUGGGGACGUUUGCAGUCCACACAUACCACUAACAGGAGACUACUUGCUGUAUUGGGAGUAGGCUGCUUGCAAGUAAUGAUUAUAUGUCUCUACAUUACAAUGAGGAGGGAUCACAAUAUACAAUUGUACAAUAUAUGCAUUAAAGAAAAUAAAAAUUUUGGCACAACCUAAUGGUUAACUAAAAGUUACCUUUGGCUGUGCCAAAAUUAUAUUAACAUUUUAUAUAGUUUAAUUUUUUUUGUCAUUUACCGAGCACAGUCCGUCAAGCUACGUAAAUUAGUUAACAUUUGCAGUACAGCACUUGGUGCAUAUAUAGCAUUGUUAGAGAAUAUGGUGACAUUGCAUGAGCCUGAAUGGCAUUUCUCUUUUAAAUGCCCGAGCAAAUAUGUAUGUCCCCAAGGCAUCCUGGAACAACAACGUCAUCAUAAAGCAAAAGUACUGUAGAGAUAGUGAUUUGUUUAUGUUGCACAAAGAUAACAGAAAACCUGUAAUGAAGUUAUGUAUUCUUGUUACAGUUUGAGUUAAAGAGACACUAUAGCAGAGAAUUGCAGUGAGACUGCAGGGGGACGAUCUAUAUACUAAAACUGCUUCAUUAAGCUGAAGUUGUUUUGAUGCCUAUAGUUUCCUUGUAAAAAGACACUCUAGACAUGGUGUUCAUGGCAUAUCCCUUUAAUUAUUUUUUUUAAUUUUUUUUAAAAGCUUAUUUCUUCAUGUGAAUUUAUUAUAUAUUAAUGGUGUAUUUAUUGUAUUUUUCUUUCAGACAGUUAAUGGCAAAGGAACCAUUGGAGAAGCUAGGUUUUAAGGACCUGGUUAACAAUCAGAAAACUGAAGAGCAAAAUAAAUUAUAAAAAAAAUUUAAAAAACGCUUUUUUUUUUUUUUGGACUACUUUUGCAUUUCUGGGAGACAAAAUUCUGCAAGAGUCUUGCGUGUGGCGAAAUAUUCGUUUCAUUGGGCAGUGUAUGGACUUUGCUUGAAAUCAGUGUGCAAGUAUAAGACGUGAUCAGUUUCUUUAAUGACACCUUACAGAAAAUAAUCUUUUGAUGGCUCUGCAUGUAAUCUUGUGUUCUCCUAAAUUCAGUUCUGUGAACUUUUAUUAAAUACAUAUUCCUGCAAUGCAGUGCCUAGGAGAUGGCUCUGUCUCUGUUAUGUGUAUUUCCUAAGUAAAUGUUAUAGCCUCUUAUUGUGAUUUUUAAUUUUUUUUAAUCUGUUGAAGCCACUCUCCUAAUUUGGGAGUUGCAGCACUGAGUGCUCCUAUUAUCCCUGGGACUAUAGAUAGAUAUGAAAGGCCAGCGACAUGUAUCAGUAGAGGGCCUGGCUGCUAAUAAAGCAGGUUGUAUGCUGGAGAUGCUUCUCUGAUUCUAUGAGAAUUUAUAGGGACAUUCCAGGCACCUAGACCACUUCUGCCCAUUGGAGUGGUCUGGGUGCCUACUCCCACUAACCUUAACCCUGCAACUGUAAUUAUUGCAGUUUUCAUAAACUGCAAUAAUUACAUUGCAGGGUUAAGUCCUCCCCUAGACAGCCACUAGAGGGCACUUCCUGGUCCAUAGCACAGAAAACCUCACUGUGUGAGGACCUCCAGCGUUGCUAAAAUCCCCAUAGGAAAGCAUUGAAAAGCAUUUUCAAUGCUUUCCUAUGGAGAGGUAUAAGGCGCAUUCGCAGCAUUGCCGUGCAUGCGCAUUAGGUCUCCCCAGAUGGCAGGCGGGAUCAGUUUCCCCUGCCGGCUGACGUAAUGAAGGGGAGGAGCGGCGGCGGAGGAAGAAGCAGCGACGUGGGACAUGUCGCUGCCUCUGGUAAGUGACUAAAGGGGAGGGAGAGGGGACCUGCAGUGCCAGAAAAACGGAUUGUUUUCCUGGCACUGUAGAGUCCCUUUAAGCUUUAUUAGCAAGUUAUCCUGACAUUUUCUGCAAUAAACUGACCUACAAUUGUCUAAAACACCCUGCAGCAUUUUUGGACUGACAUUUUAUAUUGUGAUUGGGUGUUUCUCAGGAUGGUAUUACCUGUGGCCUGCUGGCAGCCUCCCCAGUGUCAAGGUGACCUAUUCCCCUCUUUCUGGUGCUUCUACUAUUCUCUUCUACUAUUUUUUAUUUUUUUUCCCCUCUGGACCUUAUCCAGGUCUACAUUGCUUAAUACAAUGUCUUACGGGUUUAGCUACAAUUUCUUUGAACACAUUAUCUCUAUACUGCAAAGCAGUUGCCAGAUAGAUCUAAGAUAGCUUCCACUCCAGUUUCUUGCUAUGAAAGAUUUUCUCAAGAAGUUUAGUGGUAUUUGUUCAGUAUUUUUGGCAGCUAGAGCAGGCCUAUCAGUCUCCGGAUCUACUAUGAAAUGGCAUGCAACAACUUUACAAUCCAGCUUAUACUGGAGAAGGUCCUGCGGUUCCCAUCAUCUACUGGUGGGGUAAAAGGAGACUUUAAACUAGAAGGGCUAACUUUCUUCAAACAGCAGGCACUAAGGGAAUAUCCCCUCCCUGAGAGUCCAGAAAAGCCAGUGUAACCGCCAUGAAUCCGCAGUGUGACGACAGCCUGGAAUUGACGACAGGAGCGCUUCAACUGAGAGGCAAGGUGUCAACCCUUGCGAGCAAGCCUGGUGGCUGGUUGACUGGGAGACUGAAGGUCCUUAUUACCAACUGUCUUAUGCUGUGGCAUAAAAAUACCUAUGGAAAAAAAGAGUCUGAUAGCUUCUCGGGACAUUCUCAUUGAUCAAAGCCUUGUGAUGUUGAUGUCCCUUGUUUCUUGUGUUGUGCUUUAAUUCUAUUAUUAUUUUGCCUUUAUAUGAGUGUUUCUUUCCUUAUUAUACCUGUGAGAAUAGUAGCUUAUGUAAUAACCAGUCAGUGUUAUAUCCUUGCAGCUAAUACAACAAGGUUAGAAUAGCCUUACUCUCUAUUUCUAUUGGAAAAUAAGAUAUUACUUCUCUGUAUGCAUACAUAUUGCUCCUAAUCGCUUUGCCAUUUUGUGUAAUGUCUAAUGUGUCUGACGAGCAAUAAAAAGAUUGUCACCUGACAUAUGCAGAACCACCUGUAGGAAGGUACAUAGUUGUCAUCAAAUGAUGUCUAUGGAGUUGAUUGACAGGUGGGGAAGGACCACAUUUUUAAACUUCUACAUAAAGUAGCAGUACUUACAACUGGGUUGUUAUUUCCAUUCCUACUUACUAAUAAGCAGGGCAAAACAUAUAUCAACAGUUUGCUGCACUCCAUGGCCUCAUCCUUUGGACUUUAAAAGACUAUUACACAGAGAAACACCCUUUGUUUAUUGAGCUGCUAUAUUGUUAUACACAUAUUCUUUCCCUAUUCUUGUCUUGUGUCUAUGUUGCAUAUGACUUGCAGUGUUACAGCAUCAUUAAACGGCAGUAGAGUAAAUUUGCAAAAACAAUCCGGGUUAGUGAACACGAAAUUUUAGUGUUAAGUGAAUAACACUGCAGGUGUCUGGAAGUUUGUUUUUUAUAUAUAGAUUGCCACGGGGGGCUUAAACACACCAUGCGUGUUCUUGCAAAUUGUUUGUUUAUGUUCAUCUGCUCUUGCUUUGCUGCUUUAUUGCUGUGUUUGGGGAAUGGUUAAUAUGCAAAUCAUUCAGCCAGUAUAUAUAUAAAGACUGAAUGCUAGCCGUGGGGUUGUACUUCUUCUCUAAAUGCUGGGAUCACUGCCUUUCUCUAGGAGGUAAUGGGGACAGAAGGUCAUUGAGCUAGUGCACUAUAUAAGAGGAAUAUAGUGCCACUCACAUGAACUGCUCUCUGAUUGUAUACUCAGCCUUUACAGAUUGUGUUCUGACUCCAGCCCUUAGAAUUCCUCUUUUCCAGACGCAUUACCCAGGUUAUCUAGCACACGGGGCCUGCAUAUACUCUUUCACAAACAAACAUUAAAGCAUAUGCUAACAUUCAAAUUCAUAUACACUUAACAUUCACAUACACGCAUAAUACCAUUCAUAUGCUCACAAUCCUAUUACAUAUUCAAAUUCAUAUACGCACACUCACAUUCAUAUCACAUAUAAUUAAAUUCAUAUGCAAACAUUAUAUUUUUAUUUAGAUGCUUGGUGUUCAGUGGAUCGCACAGGGUCCUUCAGCUCUGUACUGAUGCUGGGGUUGGGGUAAUGCUACAUCAUGGAUUCUGACAUUCGUAUAGGACGAUGAGGGAGCUGUGCAGUCAGAGCACAGACUGAUCCCUGCAGCUCCUCUGCACGCACAAUGUCUACUAAAUGGAGUCUGCAGAGCAGACACUUUAUUUACAAUAACUGUCACCAGUAGGCAAGGGUGCUAUGUGUAUCCACCUGCUGCCAGUCACCUGGGGUCCUUCGCCCCUUGGGUUAGUACGCUACUGCUCCCUAUGCAUUACUCUGGUUUGCUGUUUAACCUGGUCUGUGACCAUUCCCCUUAUAAAGUCAGUUUAUUAUUGCCAUCAGGUUACUGUUGAAGUGGAAAGCCAUUACUUGGUGUAAAAUGUAUAUUAUGCUUGGGAACACCAUACUACACAGCACCAAAUAGAUGGUGUAAGUUGGUAUCAAGUGCGGCUACAUUCCUACUUUUGUGAAUAUUUGUGCAUGUUGCAUACUAUAUGGGUGCUGAUCUGAGAUGGGAACUCUGUGAUUGCUGCAUACUGUGUAAGUGCUGUAUAAGAGAUGGGGGCUCUUUGAGGAAUUCCACAGAGCAUGAGAAACAUUGGAUUGUCCUUGGAGGUUCUCGAUUGUGAAGUGAAGGUCUCCUGCAGCCUAAGAUUUCGUUUUGAGAUGGGGUGAUUAAAGCAGCACUGUGUUACUGCCUGGGGACUUUGAAGAGUUUGCUAAGACCCCUGACUGGGACAUUGCCGCUGAGGUUCUGUUGACUGAGGGGGGGGGGAGGGCAGGUACAGGUGAGACUUACUUACCUGAAUUUGUCCCUUGCAGGCACAGCCAUCUUGUUCGGUCUGAUCCAAUGUUACUGCUGUACUUUCACGAUGUGCGAGAGUACAGCAUUGAGGUCAUUGGAGUAUCCUGUGAGACUGGGAUCCUUCAUAGACCAAACCAAUUCCCUGCAGACGACAGUCAGUAUUGACAUUUAGACUCUAAGUCAGGCGAAAGAGAAAAAUAGGAGAAAGAAGUCCCUACUUUGUCUCUGUACAUUUCUUAACUGGGUUAACACAGUGACAAUGAGUCUUUCAUAAAGAAUCUAUCUUUACGAAAUACAAUUUUUUUUUGGAGGGUGUGGAGGGUGACCGUGUUUCGUUAAUAAAAAAAAAUACUAGAACAUAACAUGUUACAAAUACAGUUUUUUUCCAUUUAUAAGACGACCCCUAUUUUAUGAGCCCAAAAUUAAGAAAUUAAUAUUUUAAACAUCAAAUAGAACAACUGAUCGUUUAGAGGUGACUUCUGAGGAGAACAACACACUUAUGAUUCUCAUGCAUCCCCUGUGCUACAGUACUCUGUGACGUUAACGAGAGGGAGGGCAGGUAUGUGUGUGGGCCAUGGCACACUGAAAUGCAGCAGGCACCAUCUUAACUUAGGCCCCGCGCACAAGUGUGUUUUGUUUUUUUUUAACCCCUGCUGUGACAUUCCAUGUAUAAGACAAGACUUAGGCUCCCCAAUUUUAGACUAACAAAAAAAACGAAGAAAAAAACAGUCUAAUACAUGGAAAAAUAUGGUAUAUUUAUAGCACUGGAGUGUUCCUUUUUUUUUUUUUUGCUCUCAAUCUUUAUUUAUUUGUGCGCAGGCUAACAAUCAGUCUUGCGUUACCCCAACAGCAAGAGCAAGAUUAGCAAAAACUUUGAUAACAGUGUGGCAAUUAAAAUAACAGCACAUGUUUUUUUUUUAAAUAUAGAACCAAAUGAAAACUGGUAUGCAAAUUCCAAGAUGGGUAGUAUACUCUUAUCAACCUCGGCUGUUAUGGUGAUGUACUUGACAGAAGCCAAGCAGGCUAAGUAUUUGUUGUGGACAAAAAUAUUAACCCAAGUCAUAUUAAUAAAAUGCCUAUUUACUCAGCCUAACCACAAUCAGCAUUAUUCAACCUUAUAGGUGAUUUACCUAAAAUGGCCGCUAGGGAGUUUCCCUUUGACAUCGACUAACACCCUCAUUAACAAGAUGGCGCUGGUAUCUGGGGGAGACCUCCAAGAUACCAGUGACAUCACACCCGGUAGGAAGGGCACUAAAUGAACCACUUAACACCUAACCAAUUAUUGAUGUAUUAUUCCAUGUUAUAUCUGACAAUGCAGAUGAUGUAAUUUUGCUUUAUAAGGGGCAUGCUGUCCCCCCAGAAUAAACAUUUCUCAAGUUUUUCAUUAACCCGAAACCUGUGUCUGGUGUGAAUUACUUCAGGAGCAUGCACGCAUCUUUUUAAAUUUGGCCGGGGGCAGAUACGCAAGAUAAUCAAUUAAUUGAUUGAUUCCACAUCAGUAUUAAAACAAUUAAAACAUACGGAGCAUACAGAGGACUACCUAUGAGUAGGGUCAAGUUGAUACAGAUAUACCACAUGUGACAGAAACACCUUAUUGGGAAAAAGGAGAGUAAGGGUAAAAAUAGAUACUGUUACCCUAAUAAUACAGAUACUAACUGAGGGUGUGAGCAGGUGAAACAAGUACUAGAAUGUUACCACUGGGUACUUGCUAAACAAAAAAAGAAUGGAUGGAACCUCGUGGAUCCAAGGAACUGAGUUCCAUAAUCCAGCAUAUCAAGAUUUGGGUGUGCAGUUAGCCUAUGCUACAUGCUAACCAUGAUGCAAAGUCCACUCCAUGUUCAUGCUUGGCAGUGGCUCUCUCUCCCACCAAAUAUGAAAACGCUGGUAGAUUGUUGAGUAGAUGACCUAAACACAGACUGCAGAGCCCCAACUCUGCAGGUCUGCAACCUCAGGCCAGAACAGGAUCCCAUUCCCGAUAUCCACGGAUCUUCCUCCUCGUGGUAGCAGCAUCUUGGACCCGAGUAGACUCUGACAUAUGUGGAACCUUCCCGGUAUGUGGAUGGUGGGUCGGACGUGACUCCGUCUGGGUUCCCAGCCCAGAACGAGAGCAGUGCACUGGAGCAGCCUCCAACCGUCACAGUGGUGCAGUUGUAAAUGAGUUGCCAAAACAGCCUGCAUAG
Pelobates cultripes (western spadefoot toad) is the source of this 9744-nucleotide messenger RNA. The record is from the annotation of a GenBank genome assembly. NCBI's taxonomy places the organism in Eukaryota, Metazoa, Chordata, Amphibia, Anura, Pelobatidae.